AUGGGCCAAGCUGCGAGUGCUAUAGUGAAUGCGCUUGAUCGUAGCAAAGAAGAUGAGAUGAAAGCGAAAGAACAGCUUGAGCUAAUGAUGAAGCUCGCAGAUGCCCGCUUAAAUACUUUCGAAGGGGAGCUGAAGUCGAUGUUUCUCGAUCAUGAAUCUGCGAUGAAGACGAGCGUGCCGGGGAAGAGGGCACUUCGCUUCGAGCGAUAUGUCCAAGUUGAUACGGAGAGUACGCCGGGCGACGGCGUUGACAAAGCUGUGGACGCUUUUUUCGGUGCCGGCGACACGGGCUUAAAUGGUGUCCUCGAUGGGUUCAAGAAUGUCGUUAAGACUGGGCUUUCCACUAUCCUUGGAGACACCUCAGCCGGCGAGAGUUACGAUAAAAACAAUGCAAUCAUCCGCGUGGACAUGUAUACGUACAAAUACAACUUCGCCACAAAAGGAGUGAUUUCAACUCAUAAGAACAUCUUGGCAUACAUUCUCUGUAUCUCGGUAGUAGACCAUCGAGAUGUGACGGUAGAUGAACUAAUCUACCUUGCCUCUGAGUUUGCAGGAGAUGGCGCUGUCGGCCCAGAUAGCGGCUUUGAGAAAUACUUGGAGAUGAUCAUGAAAACGUGGAAUAAGCUUAAAGCCAUAGACCCGUUGCCGACAGUCGGGAGACAAGCAAUCGACUAUCCUUCGUUAGCUGUCAGGUCGGUUGGCCCUGCUUUUUUAAUUACCCAUUAA
This is a messenger RNA of Daldinia loculata, 726 nucleotides long. RefSeq lists its product as uncharacterized. The record is from RefSeq and is a predicted model, not a curated record. Bases 1 to 726 code for a protein of 241 amino acids. The transcript is spliced from 4 exons. Lineage: Eukaryota; Fungi; Ascomycota; Sordariomycetes; Xylariales; Hypoxylaceae.